AUGGUCGCCCUUGAUAUAACACGCCAAAUGGACAUGAAACCACAGAUAAUACAACGAAAAAAAGAUUUAGAAAAAUGCCGGUAUUGGAGAAACAAAGCUAACUCCGAAACAUAUGGUAGAGCAAUCAAAUGUUAUAACGGUUCACUUUUGUACACUCCGAUUACUGAUUCUAAGGAGUUGAUCUCCACAUACCGUAAAAGAGCUGAAUUGUUAUUCAAACUCGGAGCAGCAAGCUGUUGUAUGAAUGAUAUUGACAUUAUAACUGCUAUGGGAUGUCCACCUGACUACAAUAUCAAUAUGCUACGAUUUAAUUGUCAACAGCUAAUAGCAUUUGAGCAAUUAGGUACUAUGACUUUUCCAUAUUUUCAGUUCCUUGCUAAACGUAACAAGAGCAUACCAUAUGUAAGUGCAAAUAUAAGCAUCGUGAGAGAAGAUGGCGUGCCCAAAGUGGUUGCAGCACGGGAUAUACGGGUCGGAGAACUCGUAGCGAUUGAACCUGCAUUUGUAGCUGUGCAUCAUAAAACUAACCGCAAUAUAUCGUGUUACAACUGCUUUAAAUUUACUCCUAGUCUUAUCCCGUGUGAGACUUGUUGUUACGCUAUGUUCUGUAAUGAAGCAUGCAGGAAGCAAUGUUUGGAAGGUUACCACAAAAUCGAAUGCCAGAUAAUGGACGUUCUUGAAAACGUUGCGAUUACGGUAAGGCAUAAAUUGUCUGUGACGGCAGCUCUAAAGAUUGGACAACUGUCUAAGAGCUGGCAGGAUGUCGUUACAGCUUCACGGAGUAUCGGCACUAAAAGAAUGAAGAACAGUUCAGACGACGAGAUAUUCGACUGCAAUAAUCCGCAUUCAAUUCUGAGUUACAAUGAUGAUAAAUAUUUAAUUCAUGGUAAAAUAUUUAACCAAAGCUUCAUAUUUGCGACCGUUAUAGACAGUUUAAGUAAUAUACCCGAUUACUUCCCAACUGACGAAGAUGAAAAGUUGGAGGCAAUGCAUGCUUUGGGGAGAAUCAUGCUACACUUAUAUAUUACGUUCCCAUUAGAGGUAGAAAUUCAAAACUGGCAACACAAUUAUAUUAACGGUUUUGUUAGUAGUUACACAAGCCCGAAUAUCGGGUUUUUUCUAUUUACUAGUAAACUUAAACACUCUUGUGUGCCAAAUUUGUUGGAGAUUGGACUCAAUAAUAAGAUUUGCUUAGUAGCUAUCCGUCCUAUUAAAAAAGGAACAGAACUAACAAUUUGCUACAGGUGCCCACCAGGUAUUAAACAUGAGGAACUACUGAAAACAAUUUUUAUUAAAAAUGAAUGUAGAUGCCAGUGUCCACAAACUGCCUGGGACAUAAGCACUCUACGAGAAUACAAGUUUAACAGUAAGCAAGAGAGCAUUUACCGAAGUUGGGAAAGUAAAAAUAAGGAAUUAACUAGUCUCAUUCGAAACAUAUUCGGGGCUACAAAGAAGGAAAUGAUUGAGUUGAUGUUUAAAGAAACGUGUGACACUAUAAAUGCAUUAGUUUCAUUUAAUGAUUAUACUAUACCUCCCCCGAUACUUGACAACUUUAUAAAAUGCUUAAUAUAUUUUCUGUUACCUCACUCGCGGCAAAUAAUUAUAUUAUAGUCUUUUUUAAUAUAUCGUAGAUAAAAUUGACACGAGUAAAUAUCAAAUUUUCUAAUAAUGUUACCAACUAUAGCGAGGUGGUGCUGUACCUGCGAUACUGAUUUGUUGAAUCAUAUUUUUUUAUUUUUGACGAUUAGUUUUAAAAUAUAAAGUUUUCUACGUAAUUGCCACAACAUAUUUUCAAAAGUCAAGU
Achroia grisella is the source of this 1804-nucleotide messenger RNA. RefSeq lists its product as uncharacterized. Gene Ontology annotation, molecular function: protein binding. The coding region runs from base 1 to 1611 and encodes 536 amino acids. The record is from RefSeq and is a predicted model, not a curated record. NCBI's taxonomy places the organism in Eukaryota, Metazoa, Arthropoda, Insecta, Lepidoptera, Pyralidae. The transcript has 2 exons.